Messenger RNA from Homarus americanus (American lobster), 1605 nucleotides. RefSeq names its product probable myosin light chain kinase DDB_G0279831. Gene Ontology annotation, biological process: regulation of transcription by RNA polymerase II. Bases 1 to 1041 code for a protein of 346 amino acids. Gene Ontology annotation, molecular function: DNA-binding transcription factor activity, RNA polymerase II-specific; protein dimerization activity; RNA polymerase II cis-regulatory region sequence-specific DNA binding. The record is from RefSeq and is a predicted model, not a curated record. Lineage: Eukaryota; Metazoa; Arthropoda; Malacostraca; Decapoda; Nephropidae. The transcript has 3 exons.
AUGGCCGGUGAGGGGAAACUGGUGGAAGACGAGAACUCGCCACCCGGGCUGGGGGGGUGUAUGGGUGGGUGUGUGGGCGGGUGUGUGGGUGGGUGUAGCGGCGGCGACAGCAGCGACUUAGACCUGGGUGACGACCUGUCUGACGACACCCGCGAUUCCACCACCGACGACGACACUCCCGGAGGAGGCACCGCUUACACCUCCAAUCCUCACCACUCCCGCUACCUCUCCUGGCGACGCUCACACGGUUCAGGGUGUGAUGGCGGGGAGAGUGAAGGGGGCGUGGUGGUGAGCGAAGCAGGGUCAGGGGAGGAACGAAGUGUUGGUGGGCCUCAGCGCACCAUCAGGAAGGUUUUCACAAACACCCGUGAGCGAUGGCGACAACAGAACGUGAGUGGCGCUUUUGCAGAGCUGCGCCGCCUCGUCCCAACUCACCCCCCAGACAAGAAACUCUCCAAAAAUGAAAUCUUGAGGCUGACGAUCAAAUACAUUAAGCUACUUAACUCAGUAUUGGAGUGGCAGCAGAGACAAGACGACUCACUCUACCAGCAACACGACCACAACUGUAACAACAACAAUAAUAAUAACAGUAAUAACAAUAGUAACAACCCAAGGAACGGCACCACCAGACCCGUCAACAGCCAGAGACGUUCUCCACUCUCCCCCCAUGACACUUGCAUCACCUUAGACACAUCUCUCCGGUAUCGUUAUCUUACACUUCCUUCCUCUCCCUCCUCACCCAACUCUCCUCAUCCAGCAUCAUCCAACUCCUCUACGUCAUCUUCACCUUCUCCUCUGUCUUAUUCUUCUCCUUCAGGUCUUCGUCGCUCGCCACUUCCCGUCAUACAUUCACAGCCAUCAAUACCCUCCACCACCGCCUCUUCUUCAUCGCCGUCGUCUCCCACACUAGUGUCAGUGUCUUCGUCAGCAGCACAGUCGCCGCCCCGAGAUGAAGGAGAAUCGCCUACACCAAGGUUCCAUCCCUAUGUGCUAGCGGUGCGGGUACGACCUGGCCUCACCCUCCUCCACCCACACACCUAAAUUCAACCUUACUUCCUAAUCCAUAUACCUUUGUAUACCGAAGUUUUUUCAUCAGCAAUACAACUAACCUAAAUAUAUUUUAUUUGUUGUUCAUAUCUAAAUUAUCCCAGCCUUGAUAACCCCCACCCCCAAAAAAAAUAAUGCGUGCACAUCACAUUACGACACAAUAUAGAAGAUGAAGGAAGUCAUAUGUAUAGUUGCACAGUAACCUUUGUCGCAUUUUUUUAAACUUUACUGUAUAUAGUUAAAUAUAUUUACUCUUGUAGAAAUUGAAGAACAAUAUAAGAAUGUGUUUAUUUCACGUCUGUAGUUAAUAGAAAUUAUUUAAAUUAUGUUGCAGUUUCUUGCAUUAAUAGAAGUGCGGAACUGUAGCCUAUAGUAAAAUGUGCCCCGCCUUGUAUAUAUAUUUCCAACUGUGAAAAAAACUGACAUGAAACUGAGAACUCUAGCCCGGCCUUGGUCAUAAUUAUGUGGCUGUUAAUAGACAGUAAUUUCCGACAUCCAUCAUCACUGUUAUUUCAAUUUACAUUUUCAAAUUAUAAAACGCACACACACACACACACA